Messenger RNA from Penicillium taxi, 1461 nucleotides. RefSeq names its product putative GPI anchor biosynthesis protein Gwt1 (gene gwt1). Gene Ontology annotation, molecular function: glucosaminyl-phosphatidylinositol O-acyltransferase activity. Gene Ontology annotation, cellular component: endoplasmic reticulum; membrane. Bases 1 to 1461 code for a protein of 486 amino acids. The record is from RefSeq and is a predicted model, not a curated record. The transcript is spliced from 2 exons. Lineage: Eukaryota; Fungi; Ascomycota; Eurotiomycetes; Eurotiales; Aspergillaceae. Gene Ontology annotation, biological process: GPI anchor biosynthetic process; protein localization to plasma membrane.
AUGGACCCAAGCUACAAGGCACGAAAAGAGGCAUUCGUGUCCAAUCUCUCAGGAAGCAGCAUUUCAGACAUCAAUCUGAUUUCAUUGGUCGUUCCGACCUCUGUUCUCCUUUGGUCUGCCCUGCAGUCCCGGCUGUCUUUCUUCACGCCAUACGGGCCCGCGGCACUCGUGACGGACUUUCUACUUAAUGUGCUAGUUGUAUUAUUCGCGACAACAGCCUAUUCCUCAGCACCACUCCUUCUUAAUAUUCUUCUUGCUACCCCGGCCGUUUUACUUUUCCUCACACAACCCCGCAUACGCUCGCCGCAAAAAGCGAAACCUCCCCGCAAACAAGUCGUGCAGAAUGACCGCUCCCAAGAACAGGCAGAGCCACUGCCAAUCCAUCCAUUCUUGACUGCCUAUCGAUCAGCAAUGAUGGUAAUUACCUGUAUCGCCAUUCUCGCCGUUGAUUUCCGCGUCUUCCCACGCCGCUUGGCUAAGGUCGAAAACUGGGGAACCUCUUUGAUGGAUAUGGGCGUUGGCUCGUUUGUAUUCUCUGCUGGUGUUGUUUCGGCGCGUGCACUUUUGAAGUCUCGUGACUCUCGGUCCCCUAAGACGGUGGUGCAGAGACUAGUCGGCUCUAUACGUCAUUCUGUCCCUUUGCUCGUGCUAGGCUUGAUCCGCUUGUGGAGUGUGAAGGGGCUGGAUUACGCAGAGCACGUUACCGAGUAUGGAGUUCAUUGGAACUUUUUCUUCACACUAGGCUUUCUCCCUCCUUUUGUGGAAAUUUUCGACCUCAUGACUGUUUUCAUUCCUUGGCAUGAGGCGUUGGCCAUUGGCAUCGCAGUCCUCUACCAGGUGGCUCUCGAGUCGACUAAUCUCAAGGAAUACAUCCUCAUCUCUCCCCGCGGAGCUGAUUUGCUUUCCAAAAACCGCGAGGGAAUUUUCUCUUUCCUCGGGUACUUAGCCAUCUUUCUCGCGGGGCGCGGCGUGGGAGCUCGUAUAAUCACUCGCGAAAACCGGAAAUCAGUGUUGCAACGUAUAGGUUUACAGACAUUGUUCUGGAUAACCUUGUUCUUUUUCAACUCUACCUACGCAUUUGGCUAUGGCGCAAAUAUCCCAGUUUCUCGUCGCCUUGCCAAUAUGCCGUAUGUCCUAUGGGUGGCAGCCUUCAAUAGUGCACAGCUCUUUCUGUUCUGUCUGAUCGAGACUGUUUUCUUCCCGGCUAUCAACCGUGCCACCAGCAAAGGGGGCAGAGACGAGCAAACAUCCUUCGCGACAAGCCCUAUCUUACAUGCCUUCAAUCAUGGCGGCCUGGCAAUUUUCCUGAUUGCAAAUCUUUUGACCGGUGCAGUCAAUUUGAGUAUCCCUACUUUGGAUAUUGGCGCACCACAGGCAAUGGCAAUACUGGUGAUCUAUGCCGCUAUAUUGACAGGUAUUGCACUGUUCAUGGUUAAGGCCAAUAUCAAGUUGCGCCUGUAG